AGGCCUCAAAAAUAUUGUAAAUAAGAGUUAAUAAUAUAUUAUUAAUUACAAAAAUGAUGAAAAAACUCAAAAAAAUCAAAAUAUUACAACAUCACUCCACUUCCAGAAAUUCGGUUCGGUAAAUAUUCGGUAAACCGACCGAAAAACCGCCCGAAAUCGCUUCUCACGGUAUUUCGGUAAUACCGGUUGUAAACGUUUACCAGUCAUUCGGUAAUCGGUAAACCGGUUACAAACCGGUAUCGUUAAUCGGUAACCAAUUUGGCCAACUUCGGUAUACCGAAACCGGUAAAUUCGGUAAACGGUAAAUUGUUUACCGACCGAAUCCCACCCCUAAAAAUAAGACACAAGCCAACAACAAGAAUUUUUUUUUAAUAAAUCAAUUAAAAAUAGAUUGUAAGAUACUUAAAUUUAGACUAAUUUUUUUCUUCAAUUUCCUAUCUAAUAUUCGUUCUUCUAUGAUUUGUUUCUAGUCUUCGAUUCUUCUAUAUUCUACUCUCCGGCUCAAUUAAAUUCCCAUCACCAAUUCAGGUGAUUCAAGUUAAUUGAUUGUUUUUCAAUGUAUAUAUUAUUUGAAUUUUUUUUGUAAUAAUUAACGUACGUUGGCCAGGUAAUUAACUUAAAAGAGUCCUCCUUCUUGUUGUCGUGAAGCCAGUAAUUAAAAAGUAGUAGAUAAUAAAAAUAAUUAACCUUGGUAGUUGGAGUAAUUUUGUUGAUCGAUCCAAUGAGUUUAGCGGUUGCAGGCCGCAGGAGCUCCUCCCGGGCUGCCGGCUUCGGUCGACUUGGAUCCGCUUUCGCGCUGCACCUGCUCCUUCUGUUGCUUAAAUAUAUUAUCGUUUGGGUUAAGCUUUGGAAAGGCCAGAAAAAAAAAAGAGCCAGCGAGCUCUACCUUCGAGAACUUCACCCAUCAAUUUUAUUUAAAUUAACUGCCUCUUUAUUAGAUAAUUUCAUUAAUUUGAUCGAGAUUUAUCCAUUUGUCAGUACAAAUUUUUGGAUGAAUCAAGUUCGUUCCUCUGAAAAUUUUUGGAUUGAUCCAUUUUAAGUCAAUAAUAUUUGUCUGGACAAAGCAGGAAAUUCGAAUUAACUCGUUUUAUAACAUGAAAUAGUUAGUCGAAUUGUCUCGUUUUUGAAUUCAUCCUUCCAAACCAACCCAUAUAACUCGUUAUUUCUUACUAUACAUACCCAAUUAUUUUUUAAAAAAAAUCAUCAUUUUCAAAAUGUAGUCUCUUGAAUUAUAUAUAUAUAUAUAUAUAUAUAUAUAUAUAUAUAUUGGUACAAAUAUCGUGUAUUCCGCCUCUAAUAUGAUCUCGCCAUGCAUGCAUGCCAACAUGCAUUACAGCAUUCCAAAAUACUCCACACUACAUUUUGUGGCAACUCUCUUUACAUGAAGUUGAACAACUUUCACUUACAAAAACACAAGAGCUCUUGAAAUCCUUGUAUUCUAACAUUGUAUUGUGUGCUAGUGAACGAGGUUGUGGUCGAGUGGAAGUGGUUGUGCCGCUGGUUUUCAGUCUGGAGCCCUCAGAUUCAUAUCUCAGGGACGACGCUCGUAUCCCCCUUUCCCCACCCUUCUAGUAGCAUCCUAUAACAGGUCUCCGGAAAAAAAAAAAUCAGAGCUAUACAUUACUCGCCUAAUCAAUAAUUUUGUUAUUAUUAAUUACAGAUUGGGCGCGUGGGUUACUGAGUUGCGGUUCUUAAGCCUGAAUCCCCGUUCUCGAGCUGUGCCUCUUCUUGCUUUUGAUUAGGAAUCUUGUCGUCAGAGAAACAAAUCUUCGUCAGUUUUCAAUUACUCUUCUAUUAUUACGCAACCUGUCUAAUAUUCAUUCUCCAUGUGUGUUUGAUUUGCUUUAGCUAUAUCACCGAUCCCGCCGGCGACGUAUUAGUAACCUAACCCAUAUAUUUAUUACAAAAUCAGCCAACCUAAACUAAGCUAUUUAGAUUUUAGAGUAUUAUAAUUACUACCUACGAUUUACAUAUCUCAAUGAGAGAGAAAAAGCUACGCAUUUGGAUGCACAAUUAGAUCAAAGUUACACUUUCUCAUCCCACUAUGCAUAUGUAGAUAUAGAGGGUUUUUAUCCAUAGAGUUGGAGAUAAUAACUCUCUGAAACUUGUACAAAUCGUCUUAUUCGUGGUUGUUGACCUGUUUUGCCCCUAAUCCGUUGGGAGAAAAAAAGGGCCAAAACACACCCGUGGGUCGAACCGUUGCUAGGUUUUCUGGGUUGGAGUUGGUUUUCCCUUUGGUAAUUUGCGAAAUGAUCCUCUUUUUCCGAUAUUCGUCUUCGCCUAAUCAUAUCUUAAUUUGGAAUUCUAAAUUUAAUAUAUAUUGACGUUAUAUAAGUGUGUGAAUUUUUAAUAUACGUGUUGGAUCCAAAUAGACAUUCGUCCUUAUCAGUUGCCAUAGCACGCAGCAGUCAUACUUGAAUAAGCUUGAUGCAAGCUUGACAUUGAUUAAUAUUAACCCCCUUAUUAUUACUGCAACUAAUUAAGCUUAGCAUUAGUUAUAAAUUAGUCAGAAACAAAAGAUCUCGCAAUCCUUAAUUUGGACAACAUGAGAUGGGACCAAUAUCUGACAUUGUCGAACCUUCAAAUUCCUAUUUUCUUUGCCUUUUUUUCUUCUUGUUCUUUUUUUUUUUUUGACCAAUGUCUCUUUCCAUAUGUUGGAUAAACUCAUAAAAAGGGCCUCCCAACUCCCUUUUCUUCUUUACUCACUUGUUUGCUGAAUUGCAUACAGUAUUUAAAUUUGAAACAGAAAAAUAACAUCACUUCACUUCUUUUAAGAUCAACUUUCUAAAAUUUGAAAGAAAAAUCUCCCCCCAAUCUAUUGUACCAUACAGGAGAUAAAAAUUCGAAUUUACUACAUAAUUAGUAUUUCCACAGUACAGUAGCAACGAUGUAACUCAGUUAUCAUAUAUUCGAAUACUACCAAUUUAUCGUUAGAUUGGACGUUAAUAAUUCAUUAUGAAAAGGAUGAUUAAUGAUGAAAUUAUAUUUCUUCCAUUUUUUUAAGGUAACUAUAGGACAAUUGGAGAUUUUUCUCAUAUCCCACUAGCUAUAUGAAACCCAUUUUAAAUAUUAAAUAUAAAAAAAUAAUCAUUUCUUAAUCAUCUAUAUAUCUAGAGACCCAAUUGAUCAUAGAAAGGCAACAAAAAUUGAGGAAACUAUCCCCACAAGACACACACACACAUCCAUCAAUCAAUCAACCUCACAAAGAGAAAGGAAGAUGACCAAAAUCCAUGACAUGAGCACAAACAACUUCCCCUUUAAAUUACCCUACCAAGUUGAAGGGCAAUUUCCCUAUAAAUAAACCCACACCCCUCCUCUCUAUAUAAACACACACAAAUACCCUCCAUUCCAAAGGACACAUAACCCCCCACCACACAUUCAAAACACUCAAAAAAGCCCAAAACCAAACCCCCAAAAAUUAUCAAAACCAUGGCCUAUAUCAAGACUCUCCAACCUCCUCCUCCUCCUUCUUCUUCUUCUUCUUCUUCCACAGCAACAACUUCCAUAGCCACAAUGAAGAGCAUCAAAGCCCUAAUCCACAGCCUGAUCGUGGCUCACAUCUGCCGCGCCUUUCGAGCCCUCCGACGAGCCAAAUCCAUCCUCCUCCAAGCCCUCAGGGACCACAAAAACCUCCACCACUUCCCUUACCUCAUCAACAGCAAGCAGAAGAAGGUGUUCUUUGGUUCCUUCAGGCUCCACUACAACUGGGGCUCCACCUCCUCCUCCUCCCACGUCCUACCUGUCCCCGAAUCCGUCCUACGUGGCUGCCACGGCAGUACCGGUGCCGACCAGUCGUCGGAGUCCACGCUGGCAGGGUACCUCCUCUGGCUGGAAGAGAAAGACCGCCACCUCAGCAAGGCAUGCGGCGGUGGCGGGAAAGAUGGUGGUGGUGAUGACGUGGCGGCUGGAGGAGGAGGAGGAGGGGUGGUGAAUGAGAUCGACAUGCUGGCGGAGAUGUUCAUCGCCGACUGCCACGAGAAGUUCCAGCUGGAGAAGCAGGAGUCGCUGAGAAGAUUCCACGAGAUGCUGGCGAGAAGCAUGUGAGUUUGGUCGAGAUUUGCGGUGGCAAAAAAAAAAAAAAAUCAAAGAUUUCGUGAGAGUGAAGGGAAGGGAAGACAAGAAAACAAAAGGAGAGAAAUUGGGAGAGCUUUCUCGUUCUUCUAUGAGAUAAUAAAAAAAAAAAAGGAGGAGGAAGGUAUACGUUAAUUUAGACUUAAUUUAGACUUAAUUAGUUAAUUAGCUUUUUGUUUGUUCUGGGGGUUUGGUUUCUUUUGGAUCUAUUUUUGGUAAUGUAAAGGGAGGUUUGCAUUUAAUCUUUCUGUGCCCAAGUGUUUGAGAUUUAAUGCAGAUUAACUAAUUAAGUCCGCCUAGUUACAAAUUAAUUAAGUAUUUUGGGGGGGUUGAGUUAAUUGGUUAACGAGGUGUUUGGGUGGGUCAAAGUUAGUUUGGGAGAGAGUACAAUUGCAUUGCAUGAUCUACUUAACUACUACAACUAGUACCAUGCACCUUGCAUUGAGAUCAUGACAUGUCCAUAGGAUGGGAAUGAGUAACCAGGUGUCGUCGUUGCGUAGUGAGCGAUAUAUAAUUGUGAACGAUAUAUAAUCGUACGCAACUGCAUUCAUUCAAAACUAGUUGAUAAUCUGCGAGAUAUAGAUGUUAUAUAGGGGAUGAUCAGGACUUAGGGAGUCAUUUGAGCUAGCUGAUUUGACUGAUUGAUUCUAACUGUAAAUCAGUCCAUUGGUUGAUUUCGCGUUGAAAUAUAUCGUUGAAAUAUAUCGAUUUGUAGUUUGAUUUUUCAUAUUCUUCCAACCUACCCGUAUAUUUAAGAUAUACUCAUCUCAAAAUGAUUUAUAAUUAUGGAUAUUUUUAAUUACUAUCUCUAUGAAUUAUUAUUAUUAUAAAGUAAUGAAAAAUAAAAAGACAAAGUAGGAAAGAUAAUAUGGUCUUUUAAUCAUAAGAUUCACAAUGCACUCACUCUCGAUAUACUGGUUAAAAUAUUUCAUUCUACACAAUUACAUUUUCACAAUUUGCCAUUCCUUAAUUAUUUCGAAAACUAUCUUCAGAAUCAGCCACUUUUGGCAAUCCAACUAUUAAAAAAAUAACCUAAUUAAUCGUUUGCACAUUGCAUGAAUUAAGAAUUGGUUAACCCAUAUCACUAUAAUUUAUAACUGGAAUGGAUGACUUGCUUAUUAGCUUGUCCAGUCUUUUUUGAGAUUGUGAUCUUAAAAGUAAAAUUUUGAGUAAUUACUUACUAACUUUACUAGAUCCAACAAAUUUUGAAAGCGAUUUUCCAAGAAAUUUGACAACAUUGUUUAAUGAUCCAUAGAAGUCAAAAAGUGCUCACUCUUCAAGACAUCUACGAAUUAAAAUAAGAAAAGGGUACUAAUUAAUUAAAGGGAAUCAUAUAUUCUAAUCUUCUUGCUAAUUGAGUGUCACUCCACUCCUGGUGAAGAUGAUGCAUAUAAAUUACUAAUUAAUUUAUUAGCAAAUGGAGCAAUCUGUGCCAAUGAUUAUUAAUAUUUUAGUGGUGUUCUGCAGUGCAAUCAAAUACUCUACUAGCUUCUUGAUUUCAGUUUGGAGUAGGUUUGUGUAGGUAGGUAUUUCAACAUCUCUACCUCAACUUCUGGGAAAAAGCUACAAGCUUUAUUAUAUAUGAUGCUUUAAUUCAAAGUUAAAUGCGAAAACAACCAAGAAAAAGAGAACAGUUUCGAUUCUAUAUAUAUGACAUAGCAUGAACCUCCGCUCGAGCGUAUUCUAGCCUGAAUCAUAUAUUAAUUGUGUUCGGUUGGGAAAAAUGCUGAGUCCAUAUUUUUGUUAGUAAUGGCAGUUAGCUGCUCGUUUCCUUUUAUUCUCUUGUGUGCGUUCCUUUAUUCCAUAACUUGCUUUUUUUUUCCCACUGCUUUUCUUUCUUUGUGGUAAUUAAAGAGUGAGUAAAAUGGAUAAAGAACUUUGUUGGUACACAGUAACACUAGUGUGCGGAUGAGAAUCGAAUCAAAUUUUUGUUCCAUUGGUCUCCUUGUUUCCUUGUUUGCGCACCAUCUUCAUCAAUAAGCUACUACUCUACUUCUUUGCCUGUUUAAUGCAAUGAUUGUGAAAUGGUACCAAAAAAAAUAUUUAGGAAAAGUUAAUUAUACGAUAUUUUGUACUAAGUCGAUACUCGAUAUUUCCUAAUCUGAUAAGCCGAUACGGUAGAGCUUCUAAUAUAUUGGUUGUAAUGUUUAUCCAUUCCACUAAGAAAAAGUUGGUGUUUUUAUUAGGUUAAAUACACUUGUAUAUCCAAAACUUUCACGGUUGUGUCAAUAAUAUCCAAAUUUUCCGAAAUACCACUUAUAUCCAAUUCUUUCACAUUCUUUAACGGUGUUUUUGGAUAUACAAGUGUAUUUAAUAAAAAAUAUAUUGGGAAAUAGAUAUAUUUGGCAAAGAACAACUUUAAAACACGGAUAUAAGUGGUAUUUCGGAAAAUUUGAAUAUUAUUGACACAACCAUGAAAGUUUUAGAUAUACAAGUGUAUUAAACCUUUUUAUUAUCACUCCUCGGAAUCGUUCAGAUACAGAGAGAACAAUAGAGUCAAGAAGCUCUAGAAUGUAACCAAGAACAGAAGCUAGUCGAACCUCCUUAAUAUGGAAGGCGACAAGAUUAGAGUAUGAUGGGCCACAUUCGAACUCUACCUAUGAUUUCAUAACAGUUAGAAAAAGCUAACACUAAGCCCAAACUAGAGCACCGGAUAGGCCAAUGCUACGGUGCCGCGAUAAAAAAUGCGGUACCGGUAACGCUGUUUUUAAUUGGUCCAUGUGGACUGUAAAUCAGUGACAUGGCGUGGCUUGGUUUAUUAAAUUCCAACCAAUCUAGCCCAGGCCCAGACCAUCCAUCUCGAACUAACGUGGGAAAAAUGAUCUGUUAUAUGUAAUUUUCUGUUUUCUCUUUCAUUAACUGAAUUAAAAUUGAACUUUAAAAUUUGCACCUACAAUUUUUUGGCAGAAACUCGAAGAAGAAUCCAAAGAGAGGCGAAGUUCCUCUUCUUCCUCGACCACUCUCUCCGGAAGUCUCUCCGAAAUCAGCUCCGGCGACUUCUCCAUCGUCCAUCCCAUCUCCAGCAUCGAUCUAAGACCUCGUUUGAAAUCCUUUAUUAUUUCCCCCUACAUCUAUAUUGUAGAGCAUAGGCAAAAAUCUGACCUUGAAACUGAUAAUCAAGUCACAACCUUAGGGCUUAGGAUCCAUGGAGUUCGCCCGAGUGUCCUCUGGUGGUGAGCGGGGAGUCAGCGGUUUUCUGUAAUGGGCAAGGAAGAGGGUGGCAUAGACUCAGGUCGUUGUUGGCGGUGAUGAUUCUAACGACGUGGGCUACUCCGAUUGUAUGAAGUCCCCGAAUGCAACUUUGCACAAGGUCGAUUGCUCGGAUUUGGGUGUAUUUUGGGACUGUUUUUGCCUUCAUCUAGUUCAAAAUUGCUGGAUUUUAGGCUAUUUGUUAUAUAAUACGGUACUAAGAUUGGAAGUUUUUUCCUUGUGCUACUUCAUUUUCUGGUUGGUGAUACUUCUGUGUAAUUAACUGUUGUUGCCUUGCUGGUGUUUAUUGCAGGCUUUCUUAUUUAUCUUGUAAAGAAAUACUUAUUGGCAUAGUUCAGAUUAAUACAAGUUAUGUUGUCUAUAUAUUAUGUACUAGAUGUCUACAUAGAUGCUUGUGAGGUUCUGAUGAUAAAUGUACGUUUACAAAGACAAGUAAGUUUAGAUAUGUUGGCCAUUGCACUCUUUCACUCCAUAUCAAUGUCGAUGACUUUGCGGCAGUUACUGGCUUGAGGAAUGAAGAAUGAAACUUACUCACACAAAUAUUGCAUUUGAAUGUAAAUCGUGGCCAUCCAGACGUCAUCACAAUUGGUGCUUCGGUAAGUACCUCUUAAUUCAUCAAGUUUCUUCCUCUCUUGAUACAUGUCACAAUAGGACUUGGAACAAACAUGAAACCAUAUCUUUUACGUACAGUUUAAGAACACUGAUGAUGAUUAAAGAGAUUAAAUUAGUCUCGGCUGUUCUGAGAUGCUUACCAAAUAUAUCUUUGCAUCUGAUUAAGCCAUUCUAAAUGUAUAGAGUCCGCAGUGCAAGACUGAUGUCUUUCAUCAUCUCAAACAGAAACACACCAUGAGUAAAGAAAAGGAAAACAACAUAUUCGUCAUCAAAGACGUAGAUGGUAAAGAUAUAAGUAGUAACCUACAGAUGACACCCUAGUUGCAGUGGUAUUGCUGCUUUGAGAUCUGGGAAAAUAGAUUAGGUUGCAUGGUAUAAGGUUGAAAGUUUAAUCAGAAAACUCCCAAGUGAAGAACUUGAGUAAGAUAAGAGUAGAGUAUUGGAGCAGUGAAAAUGUAUGAACUCUCACCCAUUUCAUUUGAAACCCACCUUCCUCCAUUCCUUCUUUCCUCUCUUCAGCUGCCCACAUGAAAUUUUCCCAGGAACCAAGAAGACAAAUAAAGAGCGUCUCAUAACCAAUCCCUAUAGGUACUGGCUGCCAACUGGUUAGCUUAGAACCAUUGUGCGUUGUUAGGCGCUCUCCGGAAUUGCCCAUAGCUGGCCUGUCCAAUUCCCUCCCGGCUCUUAGCUAGUAUUGUCACUGUUCGCAGCACUGUAACUGCCCAUUCUUGCGGUUCAUGGCACUCCUGAUGCCGAAGCCGCUAAUGCCCAGCCGCUCGGUUGAUUUUCCUCGCCUCGUCGGCGCUGUCCGCUUCUGACGCCUAGUUCGUCAUAGGCACGAGAAGGUUGCACGCCACAAAGCUAUGUUCGAGCGCCGAGUACCUCAAUUCAGGUGCCGAGCCAUCUCUAUCUCCAUUAACGUCUAUGAUAAUUGUAUUUGGAGACAGGUUGGUGGGAGUCCAUUAGGUCAACGGAUUUAUGUUGUCAAGCCUUGUGUACUUGGUGGAGCUUGGAAAUUAAAGGGAUUUUCGCUGCAUAUCAUCUAAAGUUCAUAGCUGGGACUAAAGUUACUGGCCACCAACUAGUUAGCUUAGAACCUGAAGGCAGAGCAAUGUAAUGUUCAUAUCGGUGUACGUAGUUGUGUUCCAUAAUCAACCGAAUCAAAAGUCAUUAAGUCA
This is a messenger RNA of Linum trigynum, 9071 nucleotides long. The record is from the annotation of a GenBank genome assembly. Lineage: Eukaryota; Viridiplantae; Streptophyta; Magnoliopsida; Malpighiales; Linaceae.